AUGCUCGUCACCUGUGUGGCUUGCACCGAACGUUGGCUCAAAUCAUACACCUUCUCAACCCCCUGCCGUCACAGAUACUGCCCAGAAUGUUUGACUGUUCUCUUCGACAAUGCUACCAAAGACGAAUCCAUGUAUCCGCCUCGCUGCUGCGAGCAAGUCAUUCUUCUGGCAUCUGUUCGCUCCAUCAUCACCACCGAGCUGGCCGACACUUUUGCCGACAAGGCCGAAGAGUACGAAACCCUCGACAGAACUUACUGCGUGAACCCGUCAUGUGGCAGAUUCAUCCCACCCAGUGUCAUGAGUUACAACCACGCUGGAUGCCACGAGUGCGGCACGAGCACCUGCGCCCGCUGCAAAAAGAAGUAUCACGCCGGGCACUGCCUUCCAGAUCACGAUAUGGAGAAGCUGCUCAAGCUGGCCAAAGAGAAGAAAUGGCAGUCUUGUAGCAAUUGCCGCAGACUUGUUGAGAAGAGAAGUCGCUGUGACCAUAUCGAAACAAUCUUCCAAAGCCGCACAACCAGAAUCGCCCUUGUCGUCAAACACCUUGUCCAAUGA
This is a messenger RNA of Aureobasidium namibiae CBS 147.97, 555 nucleotides long. RefSeq lists its product as uncharacterized. Gene Ontology annotation, cellular component: cytoplasm; ubiquitin ligase complex. The record is from RefSeq and is a predicted model, not a curated record. Gene Ontology annotation, biological process: ubiquitin-dependent protein catabolic process; protein polyubiquitination; positive regulation of proteasomal ubiquitin-dependent protein catabolic process. Bases 1 to 555 code for a protein of 184 amino acids. Gene Ontology annotation, molecular function: zinc ion binding; ubiquitin protein ligase activity; ubiquitin conjugating enzyme binding. The transcript has 2 exons. NCBI's taxonomy places the organism in Eukaryota, Fungi, Ascomycota, Dothideomycetes, Dothideales, Saccotheciaceae.